UUCACUGGUAGGAAGAAUCAGUGACAGGAGAAAAAAGAACAGGAGGCUGUUAGUAGACUGAUGGUCAGAAACCGGUGAACUUCUCUGCAAGACACCAGUGAUUUACAAACUUAACAUAGCUCAAAGAACACUGGACUGUGAAGUCUAUUAAAUUUAAAUAGAAGACCUAGGCUACUACUCAAUCAACUAAAUAGUUUGGACUAUAAGCAGACGGUUUACGUUGUUCCUGGCCAAAGUAAUGCAGUCAUUGGGCAGCGCCACUAAGUGGUCUUCACACGAGUCCCUUUCCUCCACUCCAAGUUUCCCCUACAGUGAGAGCGACCAGACGGAAGAUGAGGGUGACGUCUUUUCUGAGGGAGAGGGGGAGGGAGGCCGGGCCUCACUAGAACGAUUCUCCCUGGUGGCUGCCAGCCUGCCUAUCCACCUCCGCCCUGUAGGGUACCAAAGGGAUCAGCGGGGGACCCUGGAGGGGCAGUUGGGUGGGGCAGGCCGCAGUGGGCAAUCCCCCUCCCCUGCCACACCACCCACUGAGGGGGACUUGGCCUUUGCUCGAAAGUGUUCCGAGCUCCAAGGAUACCUCAGACCACUUCUGCACCUGCUUAAUGGACUGAAGACGGGCAGAUUUGACAAAGGUCUCAACACGUUCCAGCAAAGCGUAGCCAUGGAUAGGCUGCAAAGGAUUGUGGGAAUGUUGCAGAAACCUCAUUUGGGAGAGAAAUAUCUACGCUCGCUUCUGCAGAUAGAGAUGAUGCUGAAGAUGUGGUUCCCUCAGGUGCGCUUGCAACACUGCGUGCCCUCUGACCGCCAUAGAACCACCCCUCGUCAUAUGCCCCACUGGCACCAGGACCAGCUGCACAUCCCAGUCAAAAAACGCAAAAGGAGUUGGUCAGACUCGGACUCGUCCAGCUCGAUCUCUCCACUCUACAAACGGGUCGAGAACCCCCAGUGUGGACAGGGCAUUGGGUCUGCUGAAAACACGCCCCCAAGGGAGGAGUCAGAGUCAACAACAUUGCAACAUGGCACUGAUCUGAGUGUCUCCUCUGAAGUGUCCCCCCACAACGCCAAGCAGAGAGGAGGUCUGCUUCCUCUGGUCAUCGCACCUCCUUCUGUGGAGAGCUACACUGAUACCCAGGACAGCUGCAUCUCCUCCACUACUCCCAUUUCCCAAAAGCUACACCUGCCUCCCCAUGAUAAACCCCUCCCACCAGGCAGCAGUAGCCAAUGGGGUGCUGUUAGGGGUGGGGAAGUGGGAGGGGCCAAGGGUAAAGGCACUGAUGAGUGUAAUCAGUAUUCAGAGGAGGCCGGCCUUACAAACAAUUUGUAUUGUAGUUUGUCUGGUAAAUCCACAAACACGUAGCAAUGAGAUGCCAGUUUAUUGGUCUUCGGAUAUGAUUGUGCGCUACCAUGUUGCCAUUUGAAGGUUAUUUGGAUUUCAGACAUUGGAUAGCAAUUUUUUUUUUUGUCGGAAAUGGAUGUUGAAAACAUUUUACUUGAUGUCUUAUUCAUCAAUGUUUUUUUUUUUUUGCUUUAAGCAUAUGGUAAAUUCCGAUGGCCUUCAGAAUUCUUCUCCUGGAGCUCAAAGAGGCACUUCAUCCAAUAUAUUCUACUUGAAGAUGAUAUGCCAGAAAAUGCCUCAGUGAUAAUGAAGUAGUGUACAGCUUAUGCAGUGCAUUCUCAGAAACAGAAGCUAGCACUACUGCCAGUGCGAAUGGCUACAGCUACUGCACCUGAUAAGCGUCACUUGAAUCAGAGGUGUACCACUGGAAUCACACUGAGCUCAGAGAAACUGUAACUUUUUUUACUAAACACUUACUGAAGAAAGGAAACAAUCGGCAAUCUUCAACAAAGGUUCAAAUGAGUUUAUCAGUCUUCUACCAAAAAGUUGACUUGAUAAAAACUUGAUACAUUUUCUCAUUAAACCAUAAGAUGGUUUGCAGGCUCAUAGCAUUCAACACUAUACACCAAGUACUUCCCAAUACAAUCAAACACAGCCUAAACGGUGAUGUGAACCAUCUUGUAAGAACAAGCACAUCAUAGUCACACAAAUGUCAGUCCAUCAAAAAAAAGAAACAACUGGCAACUAGUCUGACAAUUUAAAAAAAAAAAAAAAAAAAAACUGCCGUUGGCUCUCUGACCCUUACAACUUGAAUCGUGAACAACCACUAAGACUAGAAAGAGCAAAAGAAGAAAUGUGAUUAUCUGUGAUAAACAUGUGGUUAAACCAUAUAGUGGUGGGCAUUUUAUUUUUCCAAGGGGUCAUUACUUGAAGAAACUGGAUUAUUAGCAGCCUUAAGGUCAUCCCUAAAACCCCAGGGAUGCUACGGGAACAUCCAAUGAGACUCUUGACAACUUGAUGUGUAUUUAUUUUGUAUUUUGACGAGUUGCACAUGCUGUCUGCGCAUUGUGAUAUUUUUCUUUUUCCUGUGUUGUGUUCUUUUUUUUUUUUAAUUAAGGAAAAGAGAAUGAAGUGUCAUUGCCAAACGCUACUUGCACAUGAGUUUCGAAAGGCGUUCAAAAUAUGUGGCCAUUUUUUUUUUUGAAAGAAAAAUACGAAAUGUUCUUUUAUGUCCCUUGUAUUUCGUUUUUUUUUUUUUUUUCAGAUAAUUUCUGAAAAUAUUUUUAUAAUUCUAUAGUUACUUCUGUUCUUUAUUUGUGAUGGACAGUAGAUUUUUUUUUUUUUGUUUAUAUUUUCCAUUGGUCAUCAUUACAUCUGUAAUAAAAAAAAUUAUAUGGGUUUAUUUGGUACAGUCCCCCAUGCACACAGUAAGAGUGCAUGUUCUGUAUGAGUGUGCACAUUGACUCCAAACAUGACUGGGAUCUCUUUAUCAGGCAUAAACACACAGUACAGAUUGACUGACAACUUUGUCCUGCAAGAUAGGAGAAAAAGAUAGGGGGAUAUGACCUAUACACAACCUCAGAGAUGGUCCAGGUGUUUAUAAAUUUGCACACAUUUGUCAGAUCUGAUCUCAGACAUUCAGUAACUGUCUUUGUUAAUUUGUCCUAUUCUGUGCUGUGUGUCGGUGUCAUCAAUGUAUAUAUGAAAUGACUGGAAACAGCGGGGUGCAAAUUCUAAAUACAACUGAAAUCUCAGUCUGACACUUAGGAGUUGUAGAAGGAGUGCAUGAGAAAGUAAUUGUGUUUGCAGUGAACGUGGGAAACCCCAGUAGGAAUCUGCCGCUAUCAGCUUUACAUCGGUUUUGUUACUCCAAGACUUGAUUGCAACCCGGCAUUGAAUUGUCAGUGCUAUGCUCUUCUUAUUUACCCUAGCACCAUAUAUUUUCAUAUUUUGUUCUCUUCUGGGAUAUUUUGCAAUGGUUGUUGAAAAAUGAUUAACCAGUCACAGCAUUUUGAUAAAUAAAACAUGAAUGUGUUA
Messenger RNA from Alosa alosa (allis shad), 3373 nucleotides. It is a transcript of the gene ciarta, whose product is annotated as circadian associated repressor of transcription a. Gene Ontology annotation, molecular function: RNA polymerase II cis-regulatory region sequence-specific DNA binding. The transcript is spliced from 6 exons. Bases 239 to 1357 code for a protein of 372 amino acids. NCBI's taxonomy places the organism in Eukaryota, Metazoa, Chordata, Actinopteri, Clupeiformes, Clupeidae. Gene Ontology annotation, biological process: negative regulation of DNA-templated transcription; circadian regulation of gene expression. The record is from RefSeq and is a predicted model, not a curated record. Gene Ontology annotation, cellular component: nucleus.